AUGAGUCUAGGGGUGGGAGGCAACGGAGAAACCAUGCGGGCGCAGCAGGAGCUUCUUAAGAAGAUCACUCAUGAGCUGGACGCUGAACGCGAAGCCUCUUCGUCGGCUGCUUCCGAAGCCGUGUCGAUGAUUCUACGCCUUCAGGAAGAGAAAGCAGCGUUGGAGAUGGAGGCUAGUCACUACAAUAGGAUGGCUGAGGAGAAGAUGUGCCACGCUGAGACUUCUCUGACGCUCUUCGAAGAUCUGAUUUACCGAAAGGAAAUGGAGAUGGCCCUUGGCUGCUCUGAUGUUCAUGCCGAGGAGAAGAAAGGUGUUGAGAGUGGUUCUUUAUCUCCUCGUCAAGACUUGAGCGCGUGUUGGGAAGAGAUCAGGAGAAUAGACGAUCAUGUUCGAGAGGUUUCAGAGUCGAGAGAUGUUGCCAAGGGAUCUAAAUGGUCUUUGCUUAGGCAUGAGUCUAUUUCACAUGCAUUGGUUUCACAGGUGAGUAAUAUUAUCCUCGAGUCAGAUGAUCAAGAAUCCUGA
Brassica napus (rape) is the source of this 522-nucleotide messenger RNA. RefSeq lists its product as uncharacterized. The transcript has 2 exons. The record is from RefSeq and is a predicted model, not a curated record. Lineage: Eukaryota; Viridiplantae; Streptophyta; Magnoliopsida; Brassicales; Brassicaceae. Bases 1 to 522 code for a protein of 173 amino acids.